This is a messenger RNA of Lutzomyia longipalpis, 1323 nucleotides long. Its product is annotated as beta-1,3-galactosyltransferase 5-like. Gene Ontology annotation, molecular function: hexosyltransferase activity. Bases 313 to 1323 code for a protein of 336 amino acids. Gene Ontology annotation, cellular component: membrane. The transcript has 3 exons. NCBI's taxonomy places the organism in Eukaryota, Metazoa, Arthropoda, Insecta, Diptera, Psychodidae. The record is from RefSeq and is a predicted model, not a curated record.
UGAUCGAAAAAUAUACAAGCAAUACUAUAACCGCGAGGAAUCUUUUCUGAUACCGACUCUUCACUGCUACGGUACGGAAAACCCGAAUGAGAAAUCAAUAAAAUUACUUUUAGCUGCAGAUUCAUAUCGCAAUUUUGACCAACAAUCGCGAAGAAUCGUUCGCGCAAUUUUUUUUUGAGAAUUGAUAGCAAAUUUUACAAACGUGAUAUUAUAUUGUCUUUCUCAUGGCUUUUAAUUGCUGAUAGUCGUGCCACGGUGGUUUCAGUAAUCAAUUGAAUUUCCAAUUUAAAGCAUCAACUACUAAAUUAAAAUAUGACUGAAUUAUCUCUUAGACCUUCACGGCGAAAGUGCUGGAUAAUUGUGCUAUUGGUGUUUAUCAGCUAUACACUUGUUGUAUGGUAUCUCGCACAUUCCCACAAAUAUACAUUAAAGUUUGUGAAUAAAUAUCUGGAAGUCGUGGAAGAGGAUCCUGAACCUGUAGCAGUGAAAUUCGUUGCAUCAGAUCGAAGAUUUCUCGUUGAUCUUCGCAAUUUUGACUACACGAUCAAUCAGAAAUCUUGUUUAGAGUUAGAAAUGAAUCCCAAAUUCAUCGUUUUAGUGCACAGUGCUCCAACAAAGAGAGAAAAUCGUGAUAAUAUAAGACAAACUUGGGGUGGAUGGAAAGUUGAUCAUCGAGUGAUCUUUCUUCUUGGCGCUGUUUCAUCUCAAGAUAUUCAGAGAGAAAUUCAAAUUGAAAGUGAUUUCUUUGGGGACAUAGUUCAGGGGAACUUUGUGGAUUCGUACAAAAAUCUCACCUAUAAGCACAUAAUGGCCAUGAAGUGGGCCACAGAAUUCUGUCCAGAAGCAGAAUUUAUCUUCAAAUCAGACGACGACAUCUUCGUUAAUACGCCGUUAAUUUUGAAAUUCAUUCAAAAACUCCGAAAUAGGAAGGAUUUAAUUUUCUGCCACAUCAGUUGGGGUCCUCCUGUUAUUCGGGAUAAAAACUCAAAGUGGUACGUUUCCCCGGAGGAAUAUCCCAAUGCCACGUAUCCAGUCUACUGCCCCGGAUGCGCAGUUCUCUUAACAAGUGACGUGGCUCAGAAGCUGCACAAAGCAGCAGAAACGACGCCAUUUUUCUGGGUGGAUGAUGUCUACGUUCUAGGGACGCUACGUGAGAAGAUUAAAGCGAGAAUAACCCAUGGCGGUGGCCUCAUCAUGGGAUCUCACACUUCAAAUGAGAUAAUAAUUCACGGGAACUACACAGAAGCCAUUCACUAUAUGUUUAGUUUUGAAUUAAAGAACCAACAAAUAAAGUUAAUGUGGCAAAUGAUACAGAAGCCAUAA